Molecule: messenger RNA, 390 nt
Organism: Homalodisca vitripennis (glassy-winged sharpshooter)
Lineage: Eukaryota; Metazoa; Arthropoda; Insecta; Hemiptera; Cicadellidae
Product: 4-trimethylaminobutyraldehyde dehydrogenase-like
Exons: 2
Coding region: 112-390 (92 amino acids)
Molecular function (GO): aldehyde dehydrogenase (NAD+) activity
Source: RefSeq, a predicted model, not a curated record
UGGAGGAAUGCCGUAACUAAGGGAGCCCAAGUCCACAUAGGGGGAAGGCCAGCCAACUACUGUGGACCCCUCUACUACGAGCCUACCCUCCUCACCCGUGUUCACUCCAACAUGGACAUACUCACACAGGAGAUAUUCGGUCCUGUCGUGGUCUGCAUUCCGUUUGAUACUGAAGAAGAGGCGAUCACGUUGGCACACGACACGACACCAGGGUCUGGCCGGAUACUUCUUCACACAAGGAUAUGGAGCAGAUGUGGCGAGUGGCUCGGAGACUGGAGGUGGGCAUGGUGGUGGGUCAACGGUGCGCAGCUCUCCUGCCCUCAAGUGGCCUUCGGGGGCAUCAAACAGUCUGGCUUCGGCCGCAGAGGGAGCUCACUUCGGCAUUCAUGA